AUGUUCCGAAGGAGAGCUCCGGAGGUGGUACGCCGCUCCGUACUGGGGGCAAUCAAUAAGGUGGAGGAGGCAGACGAGACGCUGACGCAGAUCCUUCAGGCCUUUAGGGGAGCAGCGGAGCCGUUCUCGGACCUUGACGAGUCCUUAGAAUGCGGCAGCCCCGCCAAGCCCCAGGGUGUGCAGACGGCUCCCGUGUCGUCCCCCACCAUUCUUACCUUUAGGGGGUUCUCCGCCUCAUUAACAUGCCCCAAGAAAUUUUACUUGCUGCAAAACCGUCAAGACUUGAUUCCCCACGUAUCCAUCGGAGAAGCCGUGCGCCUUGAUGAUGGGGCGGCAUUCAACGAACUCGCGCGGAGGUGGGAUCGCCUUCAGUUCGGUAGUCGAGCCGUCGUUGUGCAUGAACGGAACUUUGAUCAGGCGGUGCAGCGGACAGAAGACACCCUUGUGAAGUACUUCCAGACCGUGCACGCACAGUUGGGCGAGCAGGCACCGUCCCUAACGAUUCACCGCCCCGCGUUUGCUGCACCGUUUGGUGGCAAUAUAAUAUCCCCAAAUGGUGCGGCGAGCCCUUUGAUGCUUCGGGCACGACCAGUUGUAUUGCGGUUUCGCCCAAAAGACAAUCAGUGGGUUAUUCUUGAGACGGCGGCAGUGAUUGACCCAUUCGGAAAUGCCACGCGUCUUGCGCAGUGUCUGCAGCGUCUGCACUUUACAACAAUUGCCUUUCGUUACUGGAUAACCCAGGCUCACAUCCCAAUCCAGAUACGCAAGCGUUUCCUAAACAUUGACCUCGACACCGUGACGGAGGAGAGUCUCAAGGGUCACCGGUUGGAAUCCACAGCUCAAGUGGCGGUGCCACUUGACUUAAAACGUAGUGGCCUCCUGCAUAUUCGACAAUUUUUCCCCGGACCCGUGACACUCAUGGAUUGCGAUCCGUCACGCCUUGUGAAGUACGUGCAGCGGCUGUCCUUGGAAGAUAUGCUGGAGGCGGACACAAAUUUUAAUCAUCGCGCUACUGGAGCCUUUGAUCUAGGCAGCAUCAAUCUGCGCGCGGAACCGCUUGUGGCGGAUCUACAUAAGGAAGCGGAAAUACUGCAGAAACGUGGUCUAGACCAUCGGCACCUAGGCAGUAGUACCUCUAGUCGAGUUGCAAAGAGGAAGGAAACGGAACUUCGGGAGCUCUUCGCGGCACAGCAAAGACUUUUAGAAGCUCUUAUUCGCACGCGUACAUUGCGGCUUAUCGAACAGAGUUAUGACGCAGCAAACGUGCAGAAGUGGACGACCUUUGCGCACCACAAUGGUGCAAUUGUGAAGGCCACUUUUGGUGAGGAAGAUCAGGUUUCGCUUGAAGGUAAAGGCGGCCGAAAGAAGAGCGCAGUUUCGUUGACAAGAAAGAAGAAGGAAGCGAGAGAUGCCGUGGACCACAACAAUGACAGUCACCUGCCCAGUGUGCCGGCGUACUCAGAGUUUAUAGGUGCCCACUGCCCCCGUGGCGAUGUGUGCCCUUUCUUUGCGGAGGGUUUGUGCCUGCCAAACAAAAUUGAAGACCCGUUGAAGCUGUCUGACAAUCACCUUUUUACCCUCCCCUCAACGUCUAUUUCACGCAAAGCGAUGUGGUGGACGCAGGGGCUUCGUACCGUACGCGAUGUGUUGUAUCAAUACAAGAAGGGGACCAUAAAACUAACUGCACCGCAACUGCGUCACGUGAAGGCCGUUGCUUCAGGUAUGCUGUGUCUGAACCCAAAGGAAAUUGAUGACUUCUUCUCCCGCAUUCGAUAUCCGGUGUUUUUUAUUGACUUUGAGGCGACGCAGUUCGCUUUGCCACCAUUUGAAAAAGUAGUGGCGUACCAACCCACCCCAUUUCAGUUUUCCAUUGAUGUGUUUCAGGUCGACAUUCUCAAUGAGAUACCCACCCACUACGACUACCUGCACUUCGGCAAGGGGUAUUCGCCCAACGUUGAUCCACGGCGUGGGUGCGUCAAGGAGUUGAUGCACAUUGUGCAUCUUGAACGUGAGAAGAAGCGGCAUGCAAUGGAGGCCUCGGGCGAACUUGCGCAAAUAAGGAAGCAAAAGCUGCUUCAAGAACAAGAGGAGAAGGAGAUGGCAAAACGGAUGAAACAGCGCGGGCGGGCGACGAUCACGCCCAAGCCUCUUCGCAUAACUAAACAAACCCCAUUGCUGGAGCCUGUUCAUCCAUAUGAUGGCUGCUUUAUUGCCCACUUUGCUAGUUUUGAAAAAUCGUGUUUGGAGAAGCUCGGUCAAUUGGUGGAUGAGCACAAGGAGGACAUCAAGCAGUUCUACUUUCUGGACACAUUGGAUUUGUUUAAGCGCGGCAUUGUUCACCCCAAUGCCCAGGGCUCAAAUUCGUUGAAGAAGGUUCUCCCUGCGCUCUGUCCGGACUUUCAGUACGGUAUCUUUGGUGAGGAGAUAAGCCGCGAUGACAGUGACGCGGCGGACACGGACGGGGGCAAUGGUGGCAGACAAGAUGAGCAGAAGGGCGAAAAUGCAAUGGGUGUGUAUCGCUUGUGGUAUCAUCAUGAGGGCGGGGGCUCGCUGAAGGAUCUUCGUCAGGUUUCCAUGAGAGACUCCCACCGUCAACAGGCGAGUGACACGCUUGAGCAGGAGCAGAAACGAGAGGUGUUGUUGCCACCAACUCGCAAAGAGUUGCGAGACAAGGCAUGGGCAUCGCUGCGGAUUCAGCUUCUAGAAUACUGCUCACUGGACACCAAGGCGCUCUAUGAAAUCAUGCGGCAGGUGUGGCGGGAGAAGGAAGCGGUGAAGGGGAUCAAGCCGGAUAAGGGUGGCUGGGUCAUGGCAACCCCACUUCCUCGAGAGCUUGACUUGUGA
Trypanosoma rangeli is the source of this 2844-nucleotide messenger RNA. RefSeq lists its product as uncharacterized. The coding region runs from base 1 to 2844 and encodes 947 amino acids. The transcript has a single exon. The record is from RefSeq and is a predicted model, not a curated record. Lineage: Eukaryota; Euglenozoa; Kinetoplastea; Trypanosomatida; Trypanosomatidae.